GGCUUCUAGUGGAGUCUUGAAGCAGUUUUCUUGUUGUGCCAAUCGGGAAGGACCCUCCAGUGCCCGCCAGUCUUGUUCCAGUUGGAGCCAUGUGCGUGCUUGUUGCCGAUACCAGAGCUGUUCGACUGUCUUGCGGUAGCAUAGCCUAGCCGUUCCCUACUGGUGCACUGUUAGAGGAUGCUACUAGGAGCAAAGGGCUUCGCUACUAGGAGCAAGGACGCUACGAUCGGGGCUCCUGGCCGUACUACUAGGAGCAAGGACGAUCCCGCUGCACUGGGACGCUUGGAGUGAGCGGCAAGAUGGAUGAGAAGGAGUUGAAAGAACUCAUCAAGGGAUUGGACGCGGAGAGUGCCAUGAAGCUCGGCAAGGCGAUGGAUGCGGCUGGCACCCGUGGCAAAGAGAUGAAGAAUGCGGUGUGGCUCUGGGGUGAAGAAGAGGUCAAGAAGUUUCUGGAAGCUUCGGAGAUCAAGAGCAAGACACCCGAGAAGUUGGAUGGCAAGAUGUUGCUGAUGCAGGAGGGCGACUGGGAGAAGGAGGAAGACAAAGAAAAGGCUUGGAAGUGCCUGCUGCCAGUGGGCCUGAAGUUUGCUCAGGAUCAAUGCGAAGCUGAUCCUCCCUACAUCCCUCCAGCCGCCGUCAAGAAGCGUGCUUGCUGGCUUUGGGAUGAAGCCACCGUUGAGGAAUUGUGCGGGGAGAUCUUUUGCGACGACUACUACGUGAAGGAAACCGAAGACGAGCCGGACAAGAAGGAUGUGGAACCUGUGAAAUGCGACGGGAAGACGUUGAUCACCAAGGCCCGCAACGACCUGCCGGAUGACUUCGCCAAGAAAGCCAUGGAGGAAGCCUUGGGACGCACCACUCUCUUGUUGAUGCAGGACAUCCUCAUGGCCUGAACACCGAAAAGGAUCUGAGCGGUUUCAACGGAGGUCUGAUGUUUCGCGAAAAGACUGCGAGAGGC
Messenger RNA from Durusdinium trenchii, 958 nucleotides. NCBI's taxonomy places the organism in Eukaryota, Dinophyceae, Suessiales, Symbiodiniaceae. The record is from the annotation of a GenBank genome assembly.